AUGGAGUCUCUGCUUCAGCAGUCCCGCGCCCUCUGCCCGUUCCUAAAGAAGACCGCCCCGGCUACGCUGCGAGCGCUCUCCACCACCACCAGGCCGAACUCGAGCGUUGUCGGAGGCACCAUCACCAACCUUCAGGUGGUUGCCAGGCGCUGCCCUGUCAUGGGCAAGGCUCUCGCGGUCCAGAGUGCCCGCAUUGCCCUGAGAAGUGGCGAGGCGAGGGCGUUUGGUACCUGUCCUCGCUCGGCUGGCGCUGCUGGCCUCGUCAGGGAGAACCUGCGCCGGGCACAUGGCAAGGCCCUCUGCCCGGUGUCAAAGAAGGGAUUGCAUACUACUGCUGCCCAGGCGGCCGUUGUUGAUCAGCAGACCCGUGGAAAGGGUAGAGCAGUCCCGGUCCCUCCGCGAGCCACCGUUGAGCAGCUGAACUGUGCGAGAGAGACGUUUGCUGGUCCCAAGCCAGCUAUCCCAUCGGCUACUGCGAAAUUCGACUAUGAGGGCUUCUACCGAGGCGAGUUGGACAAAAAGCUCAAGGACAAGUCCUACCGCUACUUCAACAAUAUCAACCGUCUGGCCAAGGAGUUUCCUCGGGCACAUAUGGCCUCCCCGGAGGACAGAGUGACCGUCUGGUGUGCCAAUGACUAUCUCGGUAUGGGUCGUAACCCUCAUGUGUUGAAGAGUAUGCACGAUACACUCGACAACUACGGAGCCGGUGCUGGAGGUACACGCAACAUUUCCGGUCACAACCAGCAUGCUGUUGCCCUAGAGAAGACGGUGGCAGAUCUUCAUCGGAAGGAGGCUGCUCUUGUCUUUAGCUCUUGCUAUGUUGCAAACGACGCUACCUUGGCCACUCUCGGCAGCAAACUGCCAGACUGCGUGAUUCUCUCAGAUAGCCUCAACCAUGCUUCCAUGAUCCAAGGUAUCCGCCAUUCUGGUGCCAAAAAGUACGUCUUCAAACACAACGACCUCGAGGAUUUGGAAAUGAAACUCGCCGCUUUACCACCUGGUAUCCCCAAGAUCAUUGCUUUUGAGUCCGUCUACAGCAUGUGCGGAUCCGUUGCCCCUAUUGAAGCCAUUUGUGACCUGGCCGAGAAGUACGGUGCUAUUACUUUCCUUGACGAAGUACAUGCUGUGGGCAUGUACGGACCACACGGUGCUGGUGUAGCUGAACAUCUCGACUACGAGGCUUACGCCAACCCUGAAGCAGAUAUCAGGGGCACCGUCAUGGACCGUAUCGACAUAAUUACUGGUACCCUGGGCAAGGCUUAUGGCUGCGUAGGAGGCUACAUAGCUGGAUCAGCAGACCUAGUUGACACCAUCCGCUCCCUUGCCCCUGGGUUCAUCUUCACCACCUCUCUACCUCCUGCUACAAUGGCUGGUGCGACUACCUCCAUCGAAUAUCAAUCUUCUUAUACCCGUGACCGUACCAUGCAGCAACUCCACACCAGAGCAGUCAAAUCUGCCCUAAAUGCAAACGAUAUCCCCGUUAUUCCCAAUCCAUCUCACAUCGUCCCUAUUCUCGUUGGAGAUGCCGAAGUCGCCAAGAAGGCAUCGGACAUGCUCCUGGAAGACUACGGUGUCUACGUACAAGCAAUCAAUUACCCUACUGUCCCACGCGGCGAAGAACGUCUCCGCGUUACCCCAACACCCGGCCACACAAAGGAAUACCGCGAUCAUCUUGUUGAGGCUCUCAAGGGAGUCUGGGAACGGCUCCGCAUUCGUAAGACCAGUGACUGGAAGGCCGCCGGUGGCUUCCUUGGCGUUGGAUCUGCCCAUGAAGAGAAGAACGUCCCUCUCUGGACAGAUGAGCAACUUGGUCUCGCUGCCGGUGAGAAGUUGGAGGCUGCCAUUGAACGCGAGUUGAAGGCCGAGGCAGCGCAUAGAGAACAGAUGAUCCGUGAAUUGGCCGGUGAAUGUGCAGCUGAGGCAAAGGAGUCUCAGUUCCAGCAUACCAAUCAGCCUAUUCCAGCCUCUGCUUAA
Messenger RNA from Trichophyton rubrum CBS 118892, 1974 nucleotides. RefSeq names its product 5-aminolevulinic acid synthase. Gene Ontology annotation, molecular function: 5-aminolevulinate synthase activity; pyridoxal phosphate binding. Gene Ontology annotation, biological process: heme biosynthetic process. NCBI's taxonomy places the organism in Eukaryota, Fungi, Ascomycota, Eurotiomycetes, Onygenales, Arthrodermataceae. The transcript has 2 exons. Gene Ontology annotation, cellular component: mitochondrion. The record is from RefSeq and is a predicted model, not a curated record. The coding region runs from base 1 to 1974 and encodes 657 amino acids.